This is a messenger RNA of Caenorhabditis briggsae, 900 nucleotides long. It is a transcript of the gene Cbr-mbl-1, whose product is annotated as Protein CBR-MBL-1. The transcript is spliced from 6 exons. NCBI's taxonomy places the organism in Eukaryota, Metazoa, Nematoda, Chromadorea, Rhabditida, Rhabditidae. Gene Ontology annotation, molecular function: metal ion binding. The coding region runs from base 1 to 900 and encodes 299 amino acids. The record is from RefSeq and is a predicted model, not a curated record.
AUGUUCGACGAGAACAGUAAUGCCGCCGGAACGACGCCAGUAGCUUCAUCGCUUGCCGCCACACCCAAUGCCAAUCUCAUGUCACAAGUUUUCAAUGUGAAAGACAGUCGGUGGUUACAGGUGGAAGUUUGUCGCGAAUUUCUGCGAGGACAAUGCGCACGAUCGGAUCAAGAAUGCAAAUUUGCUCAUCCGCCGCCUAAUGUCGACGUUCAACAAGGACGAGUGACGGCUUGCUACGACAGUAUAAAGGGAAGAUGUACACGAGAGAAUCCAAAAUGCAAGUACCUCCAUCCACCACAGCACAUCAAAGAUCAGUUGUUGAUUAAUGGUAGAAAUCAUUUGGCGCUCAAAAAUUUGCUCUCCGCUCAAAUCAACCAGGGUGGAAAUCAAAUGAUCAACCCAAUGCUGGCACUGCAACAACAAGCAGCUGCAGUCAACUUGCUUCCAAACACUCAAAUGUAUCCACAGUACUACAACGGGAUGAUGUAUCAACAAGUGCUUCCAGACCCAUACGCAGCCGCUGCUCAGCAGCUACAAACUGCCGCAUUGCUUGGCAACGUUGGAGGACUGCUUUCGGCGCAAUCGGCAGCCGCUGCACUUGUCGCCAACUCGUCGACACAGCCACCAACGCCUUCACCGUUGCUUCGGCUUCAGAGGAAACGAGCGCUGGAAGAGGACACAUCGAAUGGCAACGACAGGACGGCGGCAGCUCACACACAACUGCUGUCACUGGCCGCGGGUGCCGUCCCAGUGAAACGACCAGCUCUCGACAAGAACGGAGCCAUGCUCUUCUCGCCAGCCGCUCCACAAACGCCCCAGUUCAAUCCAUAUCUUCUGCAAACACUGCAAGGAUAUGUGCCAACUGUCUCUUGUGAGUACAUGCAGCCACCACCGUUCUAG